AUGGGCUUACCGUGCAUCCUGGUUGCCCUCGCCAUGCUCGCGCAGUGUGGCAUGGCCCUCCAAGUCACACCAAAUUCCCCUUGUUCGUCAUUCUGUGUAGAUUCCAACGACCUAGACUUCUCCGACCCGAACUCAUCAAACACGGGAAACAAAGACAUUACGUGCUAUGAUAAGGAGUUUGCAUCGUCAUCCGCCGGCCAAAAGUUCCACAGGUGCAUGAGCUGCUUGCAAGAUAGCACCUUUUCUCAAGGCCAACAAAGUGACCAGGCUUGGUUUCUGUAUAACCUCAGAUACACAUUUGAUUAUUGCAUCUUCGGAUUUCCCAACGCCACAAAUGUGGCGUCCACACCGUGCUCUACGUCAACGGCGUGCGGAGGACUUGAGGCAGCCCUGACCAGCGAUGGCCUCGAUGCAACCGACUUGCAGUCGUAUGGGUACUGCGAUGCCGAUGGUGCUGCAAUGGGUGGUCCGUCGGUCUCGAAGUGCAUUGCAUGUGUUGCUGCAUCUGAUGGCCAAGACUAUAUGGCCAACUUUAUGGUGGCUCUUGGUGCCGGAUGCCAGCAAAGACCUCCCACCGGCACCCUGGUCGGUCUGAACGAUACUGUAUUCUCGACAGCAAUGAUAAGUGCUGUAGACCCAUCAGCCUCGGCAGCGACAUCCAGCAACGAAGGGCGGCUACCAACAACUACUGUUGUUGGUGUUGCUAUUGGGGCCAUUGUUGUGGCUUUGGUCAUUGCUGGAAUUGUUUACAUCUGUUACCGAAAGCGACGCAACCGACGCCUUCGCCUCAAUGGCUCACCUGGACAAAAUAUUCCGAAGCGCAGCAUUCACCGUCCAGCAUCCUCACUGUCUUUUCGCUGUCAAACCCACCUCUCGCCUCGGUCGCCAGCUUUCUUCCCCGGCCUGUCUGAGUCGACAAUCCGGGAAGAGAAGCCUUACACUGGUCCUCAGGGGGGCUUGGGCUCUAACCCUGUCUUCGCUGAUUCUCCCACCUCGCAUCAGUCUCCAUGGUCAUCACGACCAGGGUUCAUGUCCGAUCGUGGUUCUCGUGGAGUUCACGGCCCCAGCCUCCCACUGCACAGCAUCUCGACUGCGACCCCGACGGUGCCAAACGGUGUUUAUUACUCCACAUCACCAAAAGCCAAAGGGUUCUCGCCAAUCGACGACAUGACUACACCAGCGAGCACCACCAGCACAAAGAGCACCAGCAACUUGUUACCCUUGAAACCAUACAAUCCCUCUGAAUAUGGGAUCUCGGCACCGCAGAUGGGAACGGUGCCUGAAGCAGUGUAUACGAGCCCAACGUCUGCCUCGACGGCUAGCCCACUAAUCAGCCGGGCUUGGGACCAGAACCAGCCCGUAUGGGAUAAGCCUCUGCCUCCCAGGGUCUCAAGCCGGCCGUCUAUCAGUGUCGCUGGUGCCCUGGGCGGUGGUAAAGGAAAGAAAGUCAACAAUACAGGCAGCCCAGUGGAGACGAAGGAGAUCAGCAUCAAGUUUCCAGGUCCGCCGUCGCCAAAGCGAUUCUCCUAG
This is a messenger RNA of Neoarthrinium moseri, 1530 nucleotides long. RefSeq lists its product as uncharacterized. The coding region runs from base 1 to 1530 and encodes 509 amino acids. The transcript has 2 exons. The record is from RefSeq and is a predicted model, not a curated record. Lineage: Eukaryota; Fungi; Ascomycota; Sordariomycetes; Amphisphaeriales; Apiosporaceae.